Molecule: messenger RNA, 19510 nt
Organism: Oreochromis niloticus (Nile tilapia)
Lineage: Eukaryota; Metazoa; Chordata; Actinopteri; Cichliformes; Cichlidae
Gene: bsna
Product: bassoon presynaptic cytomatrix protein a
Exons: 18
Coding region: 9-12725 (4238 amino acids)
Biological process (GO): protein localization to synapse; presynaptic active zone assembly
Cellular component (GO): glutamatergic synapse; GABA-ergic synapse; axon
Molecular function (GO): structural constituent of presynaptic active zone; metal ion binding
Source: RefSeq, a predicted model, not a curated record
GAGGAGGAAUGGGGGGAAUGGGAGGAGGAAUGGGAAGUGGAGGAAUAGGGUCAAGAGCUGGUGAGCCUUACCGCCUGGCCACUCACGAAGCUCCUACCUCUCCUAGACAUAUGCAGUCCAGCCAGGCCUCUGGAAUGGGGCAGGGCCCAGGGUCUGGUCAAGGGAUGGGUCAUGGUCCAGCUGGGUCUAGCAUGGGGGGUCAUGGAGGUCAAAGUCCCGGUCAGCAUGCCUCUCGCCGAAACCUCCAAGUUGACUUCAGUGGUUCCGGCGGCUCCAGGACAGGUCGGUCUCCUUCUUUGUCUCCUGACCGUGGUGUGACACCCACCUCACCAUACUCAGUGCCACAGAUAGCACCCAUGCCGAGCAGCAAGCUGUGCCCAGUGUGCACCACCACAGAGCUGUCCAACCCACCGGCUGUGCCCAACUACAACACCUGCACCCAGUGCAAGGCCACUGUGUGCAACCAGUGUGGAUUCAACCCCAACCCCCACCUCACUGAGGUCCAGGAAUGGCUGUGUCUGAAUUGUCAGAUGCAGAGAGCUCUCGGCAUUGAUAUGACCACGCCUCGUUCUAAGAGCCAACAGCAGAUUCACUCUCCGUCCCACCAAGCCAAGCCCAUUGUCCAGCCUCAGCAGCCUGCGCCUCAGCCAACACAGCCGACAGCAGCAGCGCAGCCAAAAUCUUUGGCACAGAGUCAGCCCACCCAGCGGCAGCAGCAGCAACAGCAACCUCAGUCUCAGCCCUACAGCCAGACUCAGCCCUACUCCCAGUCGCAGCAGUAUCCACAGUCUCAGCAGCAGUCAUAUGCUUCGUCACAGCUAGGGUCUCAGACUCAGUCUUAUACGUCCCCUGGCUUACAGAGACAUCCAGGCCCUGGUGGCUCCCAGUCUCAUACAGGGCCCUCUCAGCAGGGCAUGAGAUCUGAUCCAUACUCCCAGACCGGUCCUGGAGCUCCAGGAACUAUUAGAGGUCCCACAGGAGGCUUUAGCCAACCAGGGGGUCCUCGGAUUCCUCACCCUGGUGCAGUACCCCUCCCUGGUUUGACCAAGGCACCUUCCCAACCCGAUUUGGGUCGUGGUUCCCCAAUGCACCAAUCUAUGGCACGGCACGACCAGACCAGAAGUGCUGGAUCCUCCCCAGCCCACAGACCUCAGAGUCAGGCCCCUCCUGCCCAGGACGGCCUGACCAAACUGUUUGGCUUUGGGGCAUCACUGCUUAAUCAGGCUAGUACCUUAAUCAAUGUUGACCCGCUACCUACCGCCUCCACCCAGCCAAGCCCCGCACGAGGCAAGGUGGUGUUCAGUAAUGCAACACCUGACAACAGGCAGCAACAACAAGGGACCACCAGUACUAAACCAUUCACAAUGGGGGGCCCUCAUGCUCCAAGCCAAAUGGGUGGUCCUAAUGUUCAAAGUCAAAUGGGAGGUCCUUAUGCUUCAAGCCAAAUGGGGGGUCCUCAUGCACCGAGCCAAAUGGGAGGUCUUCAUGCACCAAGCCAAAUGGGUGGUCCUAUGGGUGGACCCCAUAUGCCAACCCAGAAGCAACAGCAGCAGACCAUGCCCCAACAACAGGAAAUGCAGAAGCAGUCACCUGCUCAUCAACAGAAAGGACAGCAAGGACAAAAAACACAGCCACAAGGACAGCAACAGCAGAAAACACCUACUCAUCAGCAGAAAGUGCAGCAGAAGCAGGAGCCUGUGGCAGCAGCACCUGCGGUUGCUCCAGAGCCUGUGAAACCCAAAGUGAACUGUCCUCUUUGUAAAACAGAGCUGAACAUCGGUAGCUCCAACCCACCUAACUACAAUACCUGCACGCAGUGUCACAGCCAAGUGUGUAACUUGUGCGGCUUCAACCCAACACCACAUCUGGUGGAGAAAAAAGAGUGGUUAUGUCUUAACUGCCAGACCCAGCGGCUGAUGUCUGGAGAAGGUCUUGAUGAGCCUCCACUUCCUGUUCCUCAUCCGUCUCCCAAGCACCAACCCACGGGCUCGCCUCGGCACCAGACACCAAUCAGUCAGCAAAGUCCCCUCCACAAACCUACCACCCAGCAAGGGUCCAAGCCAGGCCAGCCCCAAACACAGAGCCAGAAGCCACAGGCGGGAAGUGUCGUUAGCAGCCCGUUUGCACCCACAGCUGCCAAACAGCCAACUGAGACCAAGACUACAGCACCAUCCACGACACCAGUAACAACAACAGAGAUCGAGAAACAGCCAAAACCAUCAGAGGAAAAGCUCAAGACUGAGCCCGAGAACCAAACUUCCAAAGAGACCAAGCCCUCCCAGAAGAAAGGAGAGCAGAUCACACCGAUCAAGGAAAUUAAGAAGUCCAGGCACUAUGAUGAUACAAAAAACAACAGCACCCACGACUUGUCACGCAGCCCUCAGAGUCUCAGUGACACCGGCUACUCAUCUGAUGGCAUCUCCAGCUCCCACAGUGAAAUCACAGGUCUAAUCCAGGAAGAAGAGAUGAAGUUGAGUGAAAGGGGAAUCAGUAGCCGGGGCUCCCCACCAAGUCCCUCUGAAAUCACCAAGCUGGAAAGCUCCAUGAGGCCAUUACUAGAGAAGAGCUUCUCUGAAGAGAAGGCAGACAGAAGGGGGAGGAAGCACAGAGACAGAGAUUUGGAUGACAGAGGGAAGCAACGCCCACGUUCUCUAUCAAUCCCGCCAGAUGCAUAUGACUCUGAUGAGGAGCUGGAAGAUAUACUGGAGGAGGAAGAAGAUGGGGGAGACUGGGACGGUAAGCGAAAGGAAGGAAAAGAGGAGAAGAAGGAGAAGAAAAAGAAAGAAAAGGAAGCUGAGCCCACAGAGAUGACCGAUGAGGAGUUCAUGAGGAGACAAAUAAUGGAGAUGAGUGCUGAUGAAGACAAUGAGGAGGAGGAGGAAGAAGAGAUGGAGGAAGAUGAAGAUGAGGAAGACGAAGGAUAUGGCUACCAGAAACCCAAGAAAAGCCACCAUAAGCACAUAAUCUCUGACUCAGGGAAAGAAAAGAGACGCCUUCAGCACCAUUCCAGUAGUUUUGAGGAGGAGACUAAGAGCUCCACUGAUGUUUAUAAAGGCUCAGUAGAAGAGGGUGAGGAAGAUUUGAUGGCAUCGCAAGGAGGUCUGAGGCGCUUCAAAACAAUUGAACUCAAUAACACCAAUAGCUACAGUCGAGACAUCGAGCUGAGCAAUGAAAACGACUUAAGCCUUGAUCGGGAACCAGAGCUAGAAAUGGAGAGUCUGACGGGCUCUCCUGAGGAACGUUCUCGUGGUGACUACUCCUCUACUCUGCCACCCACUUCAUCCUCAUAUGGCUCUGGACAAUCUCCUACAUCCAUCUCAUCAAUGGAGGAAGAUAGUGACAGUAGCCCUAGUAGGAGGCAAAGACUGGAGGAGGCUAAGCAGCAGAGGAAAGCACGCCACCGCUCUCAUGGCCCUCUCCUUCCUACCAUUGAAGAUUCUUCAGAAGAGGAUGAACUCAGAGAGGAAGAGGAACUUCUGAGAGAACAGGAAAAGAUGAGAGAAGUGGAACAGCAGAGAAUUAGAAGUACAGCAAGAAAGACCAAGAGAGAUAAAGAGGAGCUGAGGGCUCAGAGGCGCAGAGAAAGGUCCAAGACCCCACCUAGCAAUCUGUCACCCAUUGAGGAUGCUUCUCCAACAGAAGAGCUAAGGCAAGCAGCAGAAAUGGAAGAGCUUCAUCGUUCCUCUGCUUCUGAAUAUUCGCCUCAAAGUCUGGACUCAGAGGCAGAGGGAUAUGAGUCCAAACUUUACAAGUCAGGAAGUGAGUAUAAUCUGCCAACCUUCAUGUCACUCUAUUCCCCAGUAGAGAAAACAACUGCAACCACCACCACAGCACCAUCUUCAACUUCCAAACCUCUGAAGAGUGCUGAGGAGGUUUAUGAGGAGAUGAUGAGAAAGGCAGAGAUGCUUCAAAAGCAGCAGAAACAACAGCAGCAACAACAGCAACAUGGAAGACAUGGGCAGUACUAUGAGGAGGACAUUAAUGGGCAAAGUUAUGAUGAUGAGUAUGAAUAUGAGCAAGAUCAAACAGGAUAUGACAAUGAGGCAGCAGAGACAGAAACUGAUAUUUAUGAGGAGAUUAGACAAACAUCUCAGAACAUUACCAAGAUGCAACAGGCCACAGAUGAGCAAGUAGAGAUUGAAAUUGAGAGCUCUUACCCAGAUAAACAGCUCUUAGAUACAGGCUCAGCCUUUGCUAAGCUACUAGAGCAAAGUAAUGCUCUCCUUACACCAGGUACCAGUCCCACCCAGAUCUCAGCUCCUGUGUCCUUUGCUGAGACUGCAGGGCGAAUCCCUGAUGUCAGAGUAACCCAGCACUAUUCUGCAAAGGAUGGACACAAAGAUAGACUCAAAACCCAAGCAGGAAAGAAUGGAAUAACUCCAACAGUGGCAGCGACCACUAUUGCAGCAUAUGGUGUUUAUGCUAGAGAUGCAGUAACUAUUUCUCAGACUGGUUCAAGCCACACUGUUACGUCCACUCAGUCUGAAAUAGGUCGUAGGCAUACGGGUAGUACAUCCGCAUCUUCAGCUACAGUCUCAAGCGUAUGCAGCAAGAUUGCAGAGAUUACCCAAGCCUACAGUCAAAGAGAAGUCAUUACCAGAAGGGUAGGGGAGACCAGGGGGAUCCAAGUGCGAGACAGCUCAACAUCUUCUAUUGAGAGAAUUAUUGAGCCCCGCUCUCCCAAGUAUACUACUUAUUAUAGAAGCACCAGUCCUCCUCUUUCACCAUCACCACCACCACCACAGAGUCCCACUCGCUCUCCUUCAAGAAGAGCUACAGCUGAGUUCUCUACACAGACUUUCAGUUCAGCAUUGCGAAUGGAAUCAGCAGGCUCUGGUCCUACUUCACCAGUAAUGGCUCAGGGAACCCAAACAUCACAUCGAUCAGUUUCCCCUAGGCUCUAUCGACAGCAAUCCUCUCAGGAUGCCCCAUACUCCCCUCCUUCAAGCCCAGCUAGGCCAACGACAGUCAAUACUGCAACUUCCCCGCUGUCUUCUCCUACCCGAUUUAGCCGCCAAUCGACAUUUGAUACUUACUCUCCAUGUGGCAGCCCUCCAGACACACCACCUUACCACCACUCUCCUACACGGAGCUUUUAUCAUACACAAAGAGUGGAGAAAGUAAAUGUCGGAACAAGCAUGGUCACCACAGCCAGCAUAUACACCAGAGGGUCUGUUUCAAUGGAUAAUAUCUCCCUCUGUAGGAUAUCUACAGUCCCAGGGACUUCGAGGGUAGAGCAGGGCCAUAUGAUUCAUGGUGGAAGUGUUGUGGACCUUAGAACAGCAACCAAACCAGCUCCUAUUAUUAUGACUGACCAAGGAAUGGAUCUCACCUCCUUAGCCACAGAAAGCAGAAAAUACCAUGGUGGACCAGAGGGUACCAGACAUUCAACGAUUGUACAGCCACUGAUUAUGAACUUGAACACACAGGAAACCACCACACCAACCACUGUGAGUGUCACCGUAGCUGCUUCAAUGUUCAUGACCCAGCCAAAACAGCCAGCAGUUUAUGGUGAUCCACAUCAAAACCGAGUGGAUCUGGGACAAGGCAUGGGUUCAGCAGUUUGUCUCUCCCAGAAUAAACCAGUUUCACCUCCAACUGACCCAUCAAUACCAAAAAUUGAUGCCAAACUGGAAGACCUCAGUAUACAACAGAGAGAGCUUCAAAAACAACAAGAGAAGCUGCAGAAACAACAAGAGCUCCUGGAACAACAGUUGCAACAGCACCAUCAGAUGCAACAACAGCAGCAACAGGCAUCGGUUUUAGCUAGGUACAACCUUACUGGCCCAAUCUCACCUUUACUGAAAAAAGAUUUGCUCGUCAGUCAGACAACCACUGCUUCAGCUGUGGUCAGUGCUGUAUCACCAAUCAUUAACCCUGAAUUGUAUGGCGCUGGUCCAGUUGAACUCAAAGGAAAGCCCAGUCCUCCUGGUUUGAUGUCAGGAGGUAAAUCGCCACAUAGUAUGGUUGUACAAAUGGAUGGGGGGCCAGACCCAGCCAGGGCUGUGACUCAGCUCGUCAAGGUAGAAGAAGGACAGGAUGCUGUAGAUCUGACAGGAGGCCAAAUUAAGCCUGACAACCAACCAGCUUGCUGUGAUGUUGUUUAUCGACUUCCAUUUGGUGGAACCUGUGUUGGUGCUCCUGAGAAAGAAGGCAUAAGGCCUCCAUCUGCCCCACCUCUCACCUAUGAGUCUGACCAAGAAAGACAGCCUGGAAGGUACCAUGAGUAUCCAGUGGAUGGGCGUAAGGCCUACACGUUACCUUUUCCUGGUAGGCUCCAGCCUUCAAUGUCUGAUACAAACCUUGCUGAUGCUGGGUUACAGUCUUACCAUUCUAAACUGGAACCACAUCUCCAAGCUUCAGGAGAACUUGCCAUGGAUCUAACUGCUAUGAAACAGGCCUAUGGAGGAUAUGUGGGGAUGCAGUAUGGCUCCUACACAGAUUUACGGCAUGGAGGAGACAUUGCAGCACAAACACUGCCUAUCAGAAGAUACAAUUCCUUGUCCAACAUCAGUUCAGAUUAUGGCUAUUCUGCUCGUGACAUUGCUAACUUCCAAGAAGCUAACUUGGCUCAGUAUAGUGCCACAACUGCAAGGGAGAUUAGCCGAAUGUGUGCAGCACUCAAUUCCAUGGAUCGCUAUGGAAGCAACCCAGACUUGAUGCAGUUUGGCAGUUUGAGCAGAGGUACUGGGCCUGUGGCCUCCAGACUUGCAGCUGGUCUUGGCAUUAGGCAAAACCUUCUCUUUGGAUUAGAUGGGAAGCCAAUCUCUCACAGUCAAGCACUAACUAAUCUUAUCAAUGCCAGGCAGGCAAGUCUAAGAGCCAUGUACCCCGCUGCUAUUAGAUCCUCAGAUGGGAUGAUCUACUCAACUAUUCAGACCCCCAUUGCUUCUACACUUCCCAUCACAACCCAGCCUGCCUCUGUUCUUCGACCACUAAUAAGAGGAGUCUACAGGCCAUACCUCUCUGCCAACAUGACACCAGUGCCCCUAUCUAGUCUUAGCAGGCUACCAAUGAGCCCCAGAAUGCCCUUAUCUGGACAAGCUGCAGUCCGUUAUCCAGCACCAGGCCUUCUCCAAACAACAUCAGCCACUGACAUAAGUGCUGCUGCCACAACAACCUCAGCAACUGCAGGGGCCCUAGUAGGUGUUUCCAUGACAACUAGCUCAGUGGUCCAGGAUGAACCAGUUUACCUUGGCAAAGGUACGACAGUGUCCUCUUCAUCAGCAGAGGUCACCUCGGUGCAAGGAACAGUUGUCAUACCAGCUGAUCAGCAGCAGCAGCCAAUAAACCUGUCCCAGGCACACCUGAGUAGCCAACAACAGAAACAAGUAACAACUGUUCAGCAGCCACAACAACCUGCCCCUGCUGCACAUGCUUACCCACUUUCAGGUCCUGCACAAACACAUGGUUACACCCAACCUCCAGCAGUCCUGUCUGCCCCUACUGCUGGCUUACCAAUUCCAGGUGGUCUUCCUCCUUUCCCUCCACCAGGUGCUAUACACAAAGAGGGUGAAACUGAGGCAGAGAGACUGCACCGCCAGCAGGAGCAGCUUCUGCAGAUGGAGAGAGAGCGGGUGGAGCUGGAGAAACUCAGGCAGUUGCGCCUGCAGGAAGAGCUGGAAAGGGAAAGGUUAGAGCUGAAGUUGCACAGGGAGAAGGAGCAGAUGCUGGUGCAGAGAGAGUUACAGGAGCUGCAGAACAUCAAGGAACAGAACAAGCAGUUGAAAAUCUUUCAACUUAAGUCUGUUAAACAGGUUCUGCAGCAGCAACAGCAAGAACGUGAGAAGCAACUUGUUCUACAGCGGGAGCAGCUGGCUCAGCAGAAGUCCCAGUUAGAUCAGAUCCAGUCUUUACAGCAGCAGCUCCAGCAGCAGCUUCAAGAGCAGAAGAGACAGAAAACAGCUGCUGUCGCCCAGAUCAUGCAGCUGGACGGACAGCCGCUGCACCCCUACGCAGACUCUCAUAUGGGCUCCCGUUCUCUGCCCAACUCCUCGUCAGAGAUGUGCCUGAGGAGCCAGGAGGAGCAAAUGGAGGCCAGGACCAACAUGAGAAAACACAGCUCCAUGAGCAGACUGACUAGAGACAGCUUGGAUGGAGAUGGCGUGGUGUUCUACGGCUCCCCCCGCAGGAUUGUGGAUAGCUGUGUGCAGACUGACGAUGAAGAUGGAGAGGAGAGGUACAUGAUGCGUCAUCGCACCAGGAGGCGUGGUCGCAGCGUUGACUGCUCAGUCCAGACAGAUGAUGACGAGGACAAGGCUGAGACAGAGCAUCCGGUCCGCCGAAGGCGCUCGCGUUUCUCAAGGCACUCUGAGUCCAGUGCAGCUGGCAGCAGCACUGCCACUACAGCCACCUUAGCUACUGAUACCAAAACUGACACAACUAAGAUGGUUUCCUCCAAUAUCGGCGUUCAGACAAUCAGGGAAAUGUCUUGCCAGACGGAAGUGGAGCACCUAGGAAGAGUCUCCCCAGCAAUCCAUGUGACAGUACCAGACCCUAAUAAAGUAGAAAUUGUGCACUAUAUCUCUGGACCAGAGCGAACUCAAAAAGGACAAUCUCUGGCUUGCCAGACUGAUCCAGAAGCCCAGUCACAGGGAGUUGUAGCUCCACAGCUAAGCGUACCAACCACAGUCAGUCCAUAUUCGUCCUCUGCCAGUACUGGAACACAACAGUCUGGUUCUGACCUUCUCACCCAGCAGCGCCAGCAGCAGAUUGCCGCAAAUGCUGCCAAAUUUGAGCGCCGACGCCCUGACCCACUCGACAUCAAUUACCAGCCUCACAACCAUCUCCACAAUGAAUCGAUCUCCAGCAUCAUCCGCCAGCAGCAGACAGCCCCCAAAUCUCCACAAGUCCUCUACUCUCCGGUCUCUCCGGUGUCCCCUCACCGCCUCAUAGAGACUUCUCUGUCGAGCGAGCGACUGAACAAGGCCCACGUAACACCUCAGCAGAAGUCCUACACAGCCGAAUCUCCCCAGCGACACCCCUCUGUGCCCCGACCCAUCAAAAGCACUCAGAGGUCAAUGUCAGAUCCCAAGCCUCUGAGCCCCACCACAGAUGAGCACACGAAGGCCAGGUUGUCCCUGUAUCAACAGCAAGCACUCCAGAACCAGCUGGCAGCCCUACAGCAGAGCUCACUGCUCCGCAAGGUCAAGCGAACCCUGCCCAGCCCUCCUCCGGAUGAGACUGCUACAUCAGCUCACCUGCCCAUGAUGACACCAGCCCUCCAACAGGUCUACCUGCCCUCCGUGCCCAGCCUCAAGCCCAGCUCCAGGUCUGGCCUGGCUGCGAAAGCCAGCCUCCUCAAAGACCUCACCCAUGAGCUCAAGGCCGUGGAGCAAGAGUCAACCAAGCUGAGAAAGCAGCAAGCUGAACUAGAGGAAGAAGAGAAAGAAAUUGAUGCUAAGCUGAGAUACCUUGAGCUGGGGAUCCACCAAAGGAAGGAGACAUUGGUCAAGGAGAGGGAGAGAAGGGAUAUUGCCUACCUGAGGUGUAUGGGGGACACCAGGGACUAUAUGUCUGAUAGUGAGUUGAAUAACUUACGUUUAGCAGCUGCAGCUGCGUCACAUGAGAGUAAUGGGCUACUAACAACCAGACCAAGCACCGCCCCUCUCAGCCAGUUCACCAGUGACCUCAACACCGCAGCCCAAUACCCACCCACUUCAUCCUUCCUUUCUUGUCAGUACCCCCAAAGCCAACCAGCAGCUCCAUCUCAGCAACCAAGUGUACCAUACCAGUCUGCAACAUUCAACCAGCCUCCCUACCCAACAGUGUCACAGUCACAGGCACUGCCACAACCCACUCCCCUUCAAACCCAUGCUCCCCCUCCUGGACCUACCUAUCAACCUCAAACCUCAUAUCCUUCUCACACCUACCCCCAAACUCAGCCCCCAUACCCCCAGACAGACAUGGGGUUACCAGCUGCACCUCAGCCUCAGCCUCAGCCAGGGCAUACAGGUUUUGGGCCAGCACCACCCGGUCAGCCACCAUACCCCACCCACAGCUCACCCUAUCCCAGCGCUGUGUCCUCCUACCCCAGCCAGACCACACCAUACCCUGGUCAGCCCCAAGCUGAUAUCCUCACAGUUCAUCCAGGAAGACCUAGGCAGACUUCAUUGGCCGAUCUAGAGCACAAGAUGCCCACCAACUAUGAGACUAUUAGCAACCCUACUGUUGUGGUUACCACUACGGCUCAGGAUGCUACCUAUUCCAGUGCAGCCCCAUCCUAUGCUCAGUACACUGGAGCAACAACCAUGGCAAGCUCGUAUGGGCCCUAUGGGUCAGCACCAGUGUCCAGCAGCUAUGGUGGGUACUCAACAAUGCCCCCCAGUACAUAUGGCCAAUAUACUUCCACUACCGCAAGUUCAUAUGGCCAGUAUACCACAACUACUGCUAAUACUUAUGGCUACACUACCACCACAGCCAGCUCAUAUGGACAGUAUACUUCCACUGUUUCCAAUGCCUACGGGCACUCUGUAGACAGUCCUUCCACCUACAGCACAGCAGAUGGGAUGUAUGGGGCUCCUGGUUUAGAGCAAAACAUUCCGAGGAAUUACAUGAUGAUAGAUGAUGUUAGCGAGCUGACGGCAAAAGAUGGGCUGGGCACGAUGACAGGGGACAUGAUGCAUCAUGGCGGAAGUGGGCGUUACCCGGGCGACAUCCACAGCCACAGCAGCACCACUGGCACGACGCGUGGGGGAACUGGCAGCUCCCCUUAUGGCAGGGCACCCGAGGAGGAAGCAGCGAUGCAGGAAGAGCUGUACGACCACCAUGGCAGGGGUAAGAGCAGCUACAGGCACGGACCUCUAGGGGGCAGCAGCAGCAGCGCUAGCAUGGGUGGGGGAUCCCCCUAUUUCUAUGACUACGACUACAAACAUGGCAGCAUCCGCUCUGGGGUACAGAAACCUUCACCGUCCUCCAGAACCCUUCUGGCUCCUGCUGUCAUGUCGUCCAAGCGCAGCAAGCACAGGAAGCUGGGGAGUAUGGAGCAAAAAAUCUCCAAGUUUUCCCCGAUCGAGGAGGCACGGGAUGUGGAGGCAGACCUGGCCUCCUAUUCCUCAGUGACAGGUGCGGCUUACCCCUCCUCUCACAUUCGAGGACGCCAGCUGAUCGAGGAUUAUGGCUUUAAGAGGAGUGCUUACGACAGCGGCAGUGGCACCACUCAUGGUAGUCGAUACUAUGGUAUGACGGUGGAUGAGGACGAUCGUAUUUACUACACCUCCACUGGCCGUUCCCGCUCCACUGGCUACGGCAUGGACAAGAUCUCAGCCAGGGACUACUCCGGGUAUCGCAGCCGAUCCUAUGAGAGGGACGACCGCUCCUAUCGAUCUGGCUACAGGGGGCGCCAUCCAACCCGACAAUACUCCGAAGAGGAGAGUCCCCUGAGUCCUUUGGGGAGGUUCAUGGGUUCUGGGCGAUCGUCAAGUUUAGGUCCCGACCCGUAUGACAGUCGCAGCGGUAGAUAUAAAUACUAUUAUGGCCAUUAUGGUUCCAGUCACUCGCUGCCAGAUGUUCAAGACCACAUAAGGGACCUUCCUCGGACACACGUCUACAAAUCGGAUGAUACAUACUUUAUAGACGAUUAUCAUUGCGCUGUGUCAGACAGCGAAGCCUACCAUCUUGGCCAAGAAGAAACCGACUGGUUUGAGAAGCCACGCUCCAGUUCUCGUCACUACGGUAGCAGCCACUCUGGGAGGAGCCGGCACAGUGUCAAACACACCUACCAUGAUUAUGAUGAGCCUCCUGAGGAGGACCUGUGGCCCCAAGAUGAGUAUGGCCACACAGGGCGACACUCAUCAUCUCGCGACCACAGACACCACGGCAGUUCUAGCCGCCAUUCUUCCUCCUCACGGCAUUCAGAUGAGCCUAGGUCCUCAAGAUCCUCUAAGGGGCACCCCAAAGACCCAUCUCUGCGCCAUGAUCCCUCAGGGAGAUCUUCAUCUUCAGGAAGACGUGUUGACUCAAGAUCCGGUGGGUACCACUCUUCCGACUACUCCCGCGACUCAUCUGGUCAUCAUCAUGGCCAGCGUUCCUCCAGACAGGGCGACCCACACAGGUCUUCACGUAGCAAGUCCCAGGGUCCAGUGGACAUGCAGGGGCAGCCACCAGGCUCCUCAAGGUCUGGCAGUGGCUCUGCUAGGGCUCAGGGAUCUGCUGGUGGGCCUACGGGAUCAGGACGGCAAGGUGGCCCGGGUUCCCAAACAGAUGGGGCUCCAGGACAGAGGGCUCAACUCCAGCAGCAAGCCCAGACUUCAGCAACCAGACCAGGGCAGCCCGGUGCCACAACGACCACCGCCUCCCAGCAGCAGCCCCAAGCUCAAGGACAAGGCAUGGGAAUGGGAAUGGGAAUGGGAAUGGGAAUGGGACAGGGCCAGGCCAAACCGGGGCAGAUGGGACCAGCAGGUGGACCCAUGGGCCAAGCCAGGCAGACAGGUCCAACAGGAACCACAACAUCCACUAUUCCCAAGAUCGACACACCUCCAGCAACAGCUAUUGGAGCAAAAGCAGCACCUGUCUUGGCCUCAAAGACUGCCCAGCCCCCGCUCACAGGCAUAGGCUCCAAAGCUGCUCCUAGACCUGGUGGUAUUGGCAGUGCUGCAGCAGGUCAACCGGGCAUGGAAGGAGAAGGCAUGUUUUCCAAGAUCCUGCCUGGAGGAGCCGCCGAGCAGGCCGGCAAACUGGGAGAAGCGAUCUCUGGUUUUGGCAAGAAGUUCACCUCUUUCUUCUGAGGUGCUAAGAUUAAGGACUAUUCAAACAGCCAUGAGGCCUCAUACCAGAAAAACCUGUUGUUCCCCCUGCUUUUAUUUUACUAAAAGAGAGAGAGAAAGGAGAGAGAGAGAGCGGGGAACAGAGAGGAGAGCUGAGCAAACUGCCAACAAGGACUGAAAUCCUCUGGAUGCUUCAUGUUACCAGCUUGAGCACACACUGGAAGAGAGAACGCACCGCUCUCUCUGACAGGCCAGACAGCUGAAGCAGGAAAGAGUUCUGAGUGAAUGAAAACAGGAUUUCUUGAGCAACACUCAGCGCUACUUUUUUCAAUGAAAGACCUCGAUCUCACAGAUAAAGUCCAAGCCAGCAUCCAUCUUCUGAAGGAGUCUCUUCAUCCAUCCGGCAGUCCCAGCCAAAGAAGCAGAUGUGAAUAUUGCAGAGCCAUGAACCAACCAACCUACAGUACUUCCAAAUCCAAAAGAGCAACUGGGAGCUAAAAUUGGUCCUUGCUUUUGGUUUUCCUUGGAGAUCUCCACAGCUCAGGAAGACAAGUGGAACCAACUGAGGCCCUCCAUGUAGAUUUAACACCAGUGGACAGAAAUAUGGUUGGUGUAUAUGGGUGAUGCAGUUCUAUUGUCAUGGGCUGAUGUUCAUUCCCGCUAACAGCGUAUAGGAAAUGCUGGCUUUACCAAGCUGGUGGCAUGCAGGAAUCCUUGCAUUCACAGUCCUUUGCUAAAACAAGGAAAAGUAUCAACCAAACUCCCCUCUCUCCUCUUUUCCGUCUCUUUUCGAAGUAAAGAAAGCGUGGGACAAACGGAUUAAACCGUUGAAGAACUGCAGGUUUUUCUGGUACUAAAGGCUUCUUGUUUGCUGACAAAAUGAAGAAAUGUCUCUCUGAAUGAAUUAGACGAUGACAAUGACGUGGCCGACACAGAGGGAGCGUGUUGGCAUGCAUUUCUUUCCACGGUUUGCUCUGUUUUUAUCUACAUUCCAGAUCGGAACUGUUCCCUCUUCCUCACCUCUCUGCAUUUCUUGAAUGCUGAUUCUUCUUUCUUUCCAGUCCCCGUCAAACGAUCCACAACUCGCCAUGUCUUUAAAGAAGUGGAUUAAAAAAAAGAAAAAAAAGAAAGGAAAAUGUAGAAAUUUGGAAUGCAUGGAACUUUAUAUCCAAGACCUUACACUGUUCAUCGUUACUUAACAGAGGCCAUAAAGACACUGGAAACACAUCGACAUAAACAGUAACGAAAAAGAGAGAUUACUGAAGCAACACACAAGAAUCCGGCCACGGGAAUAAGAGGAGCAUUUACUUUUAUUGUGUUUUUGUUGUUGUUUGUUAUGUUCGGUAUGUAGAAUGAAGCUAUAAAUGGUUGGAUUUUAUUUAUUUAUUUUUUUUAACCAGCCAUUGCAAAGCCAUUAAGACAAUAUCAGCCUGCAGUGCUUGUGGCAAUCUCCGCAAAAUUUGUUUCUCGGAUACUGCUCGCGUUGUCGUAGGUGGUUGUCACUUUAGUUGAUUUCUUUUGAUUUAUUUAGUUUUCUAAUGUAUUUUUUUUUUUUUAAAUUUGCCUGGUUUUAUGUUGCAGGUUACCAGUAUCGCCUUAAUCAUUUUUAAAUGUUUUAUUUUCAGGUAACAGUGGCAUACUUUUUUAUGACAUCCUGUAAACACAUCAUCCGUCACAUCCUUUGUUUUUUUAAUGUAGUAACAUCAGCUGGAACACUGGCCACAGAGAGAUUAAUUUCUAUUUUUUAAAUUGACAUUGUUUUGAUAAUUUUUUGUGAUAUUAUUUUUCAUUUAUUUAUUUUGUAUUGUUUUUUUUACCCCCUUCCAUUUGAUUUUUCCUGACUCUUUAUUUAUUGCGAAUAACUUUAAAAGCAAUAGGGCAAGAGGCGAUGAAGUAAAGAGCACAAUCAUGUGUCAUUUCAAGAGUUGGUGGAAUAGAAAUGUGUUGCCUCCGUCUGUCUAACUUACCACCGAUGUCUGACUUAAAAGUAAAAUUCACUCUUUACACUGCUGUGCCAGAGAGCAGGAGUUUGCCUGAUCGCCACAAGUCCGCCCAGAUCUUUCCCUCCGACCGGCAGUAACCUGUUUUGGAGUGUUACACUGCUACAUAAGCCAGCUGGAGUCUGAUCGAAAAGCACUGCAGGGCAGCACAGAGGCACUCGAAAAGCAGACCAGUCCACACACUGAGGCAGAGCUGAACUUGACGUCAUUUCCCGUCGGGAGUCAGGGGAAGGGGGAGUUGUUUGUGCCCGAGGACGAUUCUUCCGGCCACUUCAACGCUCCUUUUAAGGAGGCUGGAAAAGGCUCAUCCGAGCUCUUCGCACUCGAGUUUUUGUCAGCAUGCGCCUUCACUCUGUCAAAUGUGCACAGCGCACAUGAAAGCACACUCUAAACGGUGUCAAAAAGGGAAAAGAAUUGUGACUGAAGAACCAAAAAUUAACACACUUGGUUGUGUCACACAAAGUCACUUGCCUCCCCCCCCACCUUUAACUUUCUAUCGUUGGUGGCAUCGACAACUCUACCCCCCUCCCCCCCAAAAAACCCCUCUCUCUGAGACUGCCAGCUGUCAAGGAAUUUUCUCAGGUCAGUGUUCUCCCUGCUGUUGCUCCUGCAGUGUAUUGUGGGGUCUGUGGUAAGGUACUCAAAAUGUACUCUGUCAGGCCAAUCAUUGCGAGGCCCUCAGCAAAACUAAAUGGAACCAACCAACUUCUGCUGUAUAUUGUCUGUGUGAACGCUCGCUGGGAACCUUCGCAUGCCUCCCGGCGCAGAAAACCUCAGUCACCUCUAUAUCGUUCUGUUCCUAAUGUUUGUACGUGUGUGCGGGUUCUGUAUGCGUGUAUUUAACAACCAUCAUCUAAUGUGGAGGGGAAAGGAACAUAAAAAAACCUUAGAAAAAUCAUGACAACCACGAGUUUAAUCACGACAAAUAUGGUGGGCAGAAGAGGCGACCUCUCAUCUCCAGUCGUUCUAUGCAAUGAAUCAUAUUUGGAAAAUCACGAGGAGGAAAAGGCAAGUGAAACACAGAUGCGGGGGAAAAGUCACACGUGUUUUUUUGCAUAUCACGUUUGUUUUGAUAUUUGUUGUAGAUUAAUAUAAGAGGAGUCUGUGAAAUUUGUGUAUGAAACUGGUUACUUGUAAAGGAAAUCUGAAGAUGGAUCUUUCUCUUUUUUUCAUGUUAACCUGAUAUGUUUGGGGUACCGUUCUGCAACCAAAGAUGUAUUCAUGGCAGCUGGGAAAUUACACCUGUGAUUUGAACAAAAUAUGCUGCUUGAUGAGUUAGAUGCAUCAGGCUGUUCUCUAUCAAAUGUUAAGCAAAGCUGAUGAAGUGUGCAAUUUCAUAUUUUUAUACAAAUAUGUGGCUUUUCUUUUUUCCAGCCAAUCAGUAGCUCACAUAGAGAAGAGUCAAAACCUGCUUACCAAUGAACACCAACCAAAAAAUUAGCCGAAAUGGAAGGAGAGCGCAGCAGGUGCAGAUAUUUGAAAACUAUUUAGCAGGGACUCAAAAAUCCCGGUUGUCAUGAACGCAUCCAAGCAAUCCAUGUUUAUAAAGGAAAAAUAGAGAAUUAACAGAUUAUAAGAGACAGAUUAUGAUACUUCAAUAUAUUCCUUAAAAUGGUGUCUGCUCAGGGGUAAAGAAGAAAAGAUCUCCCUUUUUUAAUUUAAUAACCAGACCCAGAAUUCUUAUUAGCUAGCUACCUAAUGUGCAAUUGUAGUUUUGUUUUUUUCAGAUAAUGAAGCACCAAAAAUUUAAGGAUAUAGAUAUAGCAAUUUAAAGUGCAGAUGUAUAAUUAUUACAAAACCUAUAGAUUAUAUUUAACAAAAGAAACUGCUGUAGGCUAUGAAGUUAAACACUAUUCAAAGCAUUCCUAAAUGAAUUUAAGCAGUGAAACAGGGGAGUUUGUGUACGUGUGUGUGGCGUGUGUGUGUGUGUUUGGUUUGCACUGGUAGCAGCUUAUUAGAGCAAGUUAUAAAAGAAUCUAUUUAUUGAAAUUCAGAUUUAAAGAGUUGGUUUAUGCAGUAUCAAAGUAUCCCUUAACUAUAAAUUCCUUUGAAGUCUUAUUUGAGCAGGGCCUCACAAGAAGCUAGUAUAUGUAUAUAUUGUUUUUAUUUUCUGAAACAUUUAUCGUUUAUAGAUGAUUCGUCUAUGUAAGAGUUUAUUUUAUCAUACAGAGCGGGUAUAGAAAGCGAGCUGGCAUUAGGAAAAAGAGAGAUUUAGGUUUAAAAUCUAUAGAUAUAUCGAUGAGAAACUGUGUUUGUACAUAUGUCGCCUAUGUGUUUUUUCACCACGGGUCUUCAGCCUCACUCUAAGUUGCACAUUAAGUGCGUGUAACCCAAACAGAAGCGAUCGCGGAUGCGCUGCCGUCGGAUCGGUGACUUCACCGAGAAAAGAUUCAGAUUAGGCUUCAACGAACAAUAUGAGAGAGAGUUUAACGUUACCCAAGUUAAUACCAACUUCCACUAUUGUACAGUAUGUCGUAUGUUUUUGGAAGUUUGUUUAAAAAAAAAGAAAAGAAAGAAAAAAAUCAAAUAAAAUGUUGAAUAAAACAAUCCUCAAUCACUUUUGCCUCAGGAAAGCACACAUUAAAGGCAGCAUCGCAACGGAGAUGUUCAGAAGACAACAGAUAAUAAUGGGUGUGUUUGUGCAGGCGCAGUGAAAGCAGAUCGCUUACGACACCGGUGAAAUCGUGGCUGCUGCCGGUCAGAGGGAGUCUGUAAUAUUUGGAGCACAUAAAUCCCAGGAACUGUGAAAACGUGUUCGUGGCGGUUUCUUUUUUCUUUUUCUUUUUUUUGCUCCAGCCGCUGAAGGUGACUUAAAUAUGCAUAGCAGCAAGGGCUUUUAUACUAAUAUACUGGUCAUUGAAGAAAGCCAUCCUGUUACUGCCCUCUAGCCAGUCGUGGUCUCUGUCUAUACUCUGCGUGGUGUGCGUCUAUAACCAGGAAUGCAAUGGACUUCUGUUCAGACCACAGCAAUCACCAGUGGGCAAAAAUAACCAAGCCACAGCUGGGUUUUUCAAUGGCGUUUGAAGCACAAUUGUAGACAAUAUUAGAGAUAGAUAAAACUCUGAGGGUUGUGUUCCAAAUCGUGAAUGAAAUCUGCUGUGGGGACUUCCUCCAAACAGAAAAAUCUGGAGUUUUUCCUCAAUGCCAGGAGCAGGAAUGUUAUUUCAAAUGACCGUUUGGAACAAAACUCUAGUAGUUGGAUAGAGAACAGAUUUACAGACGUGAAGCUAAACGAGAGGUUUCUUCCACCACAUCUGCGACGUGUCUUUGAAUCUGAAACAUCUCAGCAAUAAAGCUGCAUUUACGCACAGUCAGACAAUCUGGACCUUUAACCCUUUGUGACAUUGAUCUGUAUCUGAAUUGGGCGUAAAUGUACUUGCUGUAACUACAAAUCUUUUAACUUAACGACAGAGUGCCACAGAGAGUUAUAAACACAGUGUCUCUGUUUCAGCUGUCUUUAAAUGCAGCUUAAAAUGCUUUUGGGAAAUCCAGACUGUGUGUGUGUGUAUGUGUGUGUGCGUGCGUUCCCGCGGGUGUGUGCUCUCAACCAAAAAAGGUAGCAUGCAGUGCUUGUACAGAGCAUAGUGUAGUAACAGUCACCACUGGUCUUGCUGUUGGUCAUGAAGACAGUGAGCGUAUAGUAGGACCCUAGAUCGAUUUUAAAACACAAAUAUAUAUAUAAAAUGUAUAGUGUGUGUAAAUGUCUCAUGGGUGAGAGGCUGUAAAAGAAGCUAAAUGCCGAAACAAAUGAAACCACGAGAGAAAAGUCCAUCUUUCACUGUAAAACCAUCAGGGAUCAUUUAUUGUCAUCUUUUACCUGUAUGAAUCAUUAAAGUUAAAAAAAAGGACAAGUGCAUGACCUGGACACCUGCCCUAACCCGACCUAACUACUCCCCCCACCCCCUUUUGACCAUACGAACCCCUUCGACCUUUGACCUCCCACUUCACGGGUUGCCACGUCGUGUUUUUUUUCCAGUGUAAAUAUCACACGAGAGCCGGCUAGAGUCCGCUUCGAAACAGACACCAACAACAUGUAAAUGCCAUGUAAAUCUCAAACAUACACACACACGCGCGCACGAGAGGCACGAGAGAGGCGUUUGCACACCAAAAACGGCAACACAAGCUGGAGCGUAUGCAAGCCGGAAACUCCCUGCCCAGACUCGUGCUACUUGUGUAUAAAAACAACGAGAGAACAUAAGAAACAAGAUCAGAUGUUGAUUUGAUCAAUAAAACGACAAAAUGCAUCGUUGUGCGUAUGUGGCUGGCUCGUGCGGACUGUUUAAAACUCAUUUAAAAAAAAAAAAGUUGUAUUCGGAUAUGAGAAAAAAUAAACAUAUUGGUCUGUGUAGAGUUUCUAUACAUGUCGUGUUUGUAAAAUGAGAACAUCAAAAUCAAAAAAGGGAAAAAUAUCCUGGCUUCCAUGUGACUUUUGAGGUGGGGUGGGGGGGAUUUUAUGGAGAUGGAGAGAGAGGGUGAACUGGACAUUGGAAAUGUGUGUGUAAAAAAUUAAAAUAAUUAUAAAAUAAUGCAAUUGAAUGAAGUAAAAAAAUAAAAUACAGAAAAAGGUGGAGAGCCUAAAAAUGAGUACAAAGUGUUCCAUUCACUGUUGUAAGUGCAAUGAGCUAAACUUCCUGUUUCCCCAUUGUAAAACCUUGUGUAUGUUUCCGUGUAUUCCUCCUGUAAAUGGGUGUAGUAGACCUGGUGCAUCAUGCCAUGUAAUGUGAUGAAUGACAAAUUAUGACCUUACAAUACAUUUCAAUCAGGAAAUAUAAAUAAAAAAACAAAAACAAAUACAUUAAAAAUGUG